Messenger RNA from Sipha flava (yellow sugarcane aphid), 1080 nucleotides. RefSeq names its product succinate dehydrogenase [ubiquinone] iron-sulfur subunit-like. Gene Ontology annotation, cellular component: mitochondrial membrane. The transcript has 7 exons. Gene Ontology annotation, molecular function: 2 iron, 2 sulfur cluster binding; electron transfer activity. Bases 144 to 1013 code for a protein of 289 amino acids. Gene Ontology annotation, biological process: respiratory electron transport chain; aerobic respiration; tricarboxylic acid cycle. The record is from RefSeq and is a predicted model, not a curated record. NCBI's taxonomy places the organism in Eukaryota, Metazoa, Arthropoda, Insecta, Hemiptera, Aphididae.
ACAUCUGAAUUCCGAUCAGCCUUAACAUAAUCUUAACUUCUAAUAGUACAUUAUCGUUUUCACAGUAUUAAUUCACAUUCUGAAAUUUUAAAUACGUUAUUUUGGUUGCAUAAUUUGUAUUUCCUUUGUAUUAUUUAAAUAUUAUGGCUGGCUUAGGUUUAGCAGAGAUGUCGGCUAUACGUUUGCUAAAACAACCCUUCACACAGCAAGUAAAGCAGCUCCACAUUUCAACAGUUUUAGCAACAAGCGAUGUUGCUCAGGACAAAACCCCGAAAAUCAAAUCUGUUCAAGUAUACAGAUGGAAUCCAGAAACUCCAGAAAUCAAGCCGAAAAUGCAAGAAUACAAAGUUGAUCUGAACACAUGUGGCCCUAUGGUGUUAGAUGUAUUGAUUAAAAUAAAAAACUCUGAAGAUUCUACAUUAACAUUCAGACGUUCUUGCCGUGAAGGUAUUUGUGGUUCUUGUGCUAUGAACAUUGGUGGAGUUAAUACAUUGGCAUGUAUUAGUGGUGUAAAUACAGAUUUGUCAAAACCAUUAAAAAUAUACCCAUUACCACAUAUGUAUGUCGUUAAGGAUUUGGUACCAGAUAUGAAGUUAUUCUACAAACAAUAUGCUUCUAUUGAACCAUGGUUACAUACUAAUGUAACGCCUGCCAAUAACAAAGAACAUUUGCAACAUACAUACGAUAGAGAGAAACUUGAUGGCUUAUAUGAAUGUAUUCUAUGUGCAUGCUGUUCUACUUCAUGCCCUUCCUACUGGUGGAAUUCUGAAAAAUACUUGGGCCCUGCCGUACUUAUGCAGGCUUACCGUUGGAUCAUUGACUCAAGAGAUAAUGCUACAGCUGAACGUUUGGAUAAAAUGAGGGAUCCAUUCUCUGUGUUUCGUUGUCACACAAUUAUGAACUGUACUAGAACAUGUCCAAAAGGUUUAAAUCCUGGUAGAGCUAUUGCACGGAUCAAGAAUCUUCUUUCUGGGGUGACCAGCAAGGAAGAACCAAAAGCUAUUACACAAUGAAGAUGAUAGUAUUAUAAUUUAGUAUUUUCCAAGUAUUGAAAAUUAAAUAUUUGUCUAAACUUUGGUA